This is a messenger RNA of Synchiropus splendidus (mandarinfish), 4215 nucleotides long. It is a transcript of the gene mms19, whose product is annotated as MMS19 homolog, cytosolic iron-sulfur assembly component. The transcript has 31 exons. Gene Ontology annotation, biological process: iron-sulfur cluster assembly. Bases 2 to 3082 code for a protein of 1026 amino acids. Gene Ontology annotation, cellular component: MMXD complex; cytosolic [4Fe-4S] assembly targeting complex. The record is from RefSeq and is a predicted model, not a curated record. NCBI's taxonomy places the organism in Eukaryota, Metazoa, Chordata, Actinopteri, Syngnathiformes, Callionymidae.
GAUGGCUGAGAGAGAGGAGACCUUGCUGUCUCUUGUGGAGGAAUUUGUUUCGGGAUCACAGGACAGCAAAGCCAAAGAAACAGCUGCCGGUGUCAAAGACGAGCAGUUUAGCGUGCUGCAGCUUGUGGAAGCACUCGGGCCAAGUCUCACGAGUUCUCAACCUCACACCCGAGCAAGAGGUGUCCAGCUGCUUUCUGAAGUUCUGCAGGACUGCUAUGCCAACCUCACAGAGAGAGAAGUGGAAGUUCUAAUAUCCUUCUAUGAAAAUCGGCUAAAGGACCACUACGUCAUUACCCCUCCUGUCCUAAAAGGACUCUCUGCUCUGUCAAGAUGUCCGAAGUUGCCUCCGGGGUCUGCUGUUUCCAUGCUGAGAACUUUGUUCCAGGAUGUUCAAGUUCAGUCUUUGAUGUUAGCUGAGAGACAGUGUGUCUACAACAUGCUUAUCAAUCUCAUGGAAACAAGAGAAGCUGAACUGAAAGGUUUGGGUGCCGAUUUUGUUUUUGGAUUUGUGCAGUCAAUGGAUGGAGAAAGAGAUCCGCGUAACCUCCUGCUAGCCUUUCACAUUGCCAAGAAUAUCAUCCACAGAGGAUAUGAUUUAGGUAAAUUCGCGGAGGAAUUGUUUGAGGUGACCUCUUGCUACUUCCCAAUUGACUUCACACCUCCUUCAAAUGACCCACAUGGCAUCACCAGGGAGGAAUUAAUUCUGGUGUUGAGAGAUGUUCUCAGUGGAACACCAAAGUUUGCAGAGUUCUUAUUGCCUUUGAUCAUUGAAAAGCUGGAUUCAGACGUACCGAGCGCCAAGCUGGACUCGCUACAGACCUUGACUGCAUGCAUGUUGUGUUAUGAGCAAAAGGAUUUGGCAGAAUUUCUUGAUGGGCUGUGGAUGUCGCUACGCAGGGAGGUAUUUCAAACCUCCAGUGAAAAGGUUGAGUCUGCAGGCCUCGCCGCUCUCACCGCAGUCACUUCCUGCCUGUCUCGCUCUGUCCUCAACUCCGAGUCUGAAGACUCACUCUGCACUUUCCUGGGUGCUGUUCUCAAAGACUGCAAGCACCACCUCUGUGAGCCCGACCUGAAGCUUGUGUGGCCCAGUGCGAAGUUGCUCCAAGCAGCGUGUUGUGCCUCCAACAGGGCCAGUCAUAUCAUUACAGCUGCUGUCAUGCCUGAUCUUGUGGAGCAGUACAACAGCAGAACACAGUGUUCCCAUCGAAGAACUCUGUUAGAGGUGGUUCAGAGAUUCACACAGUCUGUAAAAAGUGGCAGCCCUACAGAGAAUGAAGAAAACGUGCUUUCACCAUUUCGUUCAUCACUAUGCAGUCUGGUAUUCUCAGCUUUAGUGGAGACCAACUCCAGCUUACAGGUCACAGCCACCGCUGUCCUUGCCUCACUCGCGCACUAUCCAGGUUUGUUGUUGGACCAUGAUAUUGAGCUGGCUGUGGAUCACUUGACCAGACUGCUGCUGUCAGAGGAGGAUGACAAAGUCAGUCUGGCCGUGGUGGAAUGUGCAAGGCAGGUGGCUGAGCUUCAGCCAACACCAUUUAUCACCCAAAUGAUCCCAAAGCUAAAGAACUUCUUGAUAUCAGAGCCUAUGCUGCAGGAUGGAGAUGAUCUUAAACAGAAAUCGUACCACGUGGUACGUCAGCGCUGCUUAUCUGCACUCGCCGCGGUAUCUUCCCAGCCAUGUGUCAUCCAAGAGAGCGCACCACUCCUCUUAGAUAUUCUCAAGGCAACACACACAGGAGAGGUCUGCUUCACUGGAGAGGAGAUUGUAUUGACAUGUCGUAGUCUUCAAAAGAUUGCAGAGCAAGCUAAGGUCACUGAGGAGAUUGGACAGUGCUUCCAUGAUUUAGUCAUCCCACGACUGCUAUCUCUGGCGCUGCAAGCAGCUCUGCAAGCUGAGAAGUCACCUGAGGAUCACAGUCCUCUCGUGAAAGAGGAUGUCCUGUCCGCUAUGGUUCCUGUCAUCAGCAACUCCUGUUCCAGACUGCACCCUGGGUUGGCGAGUCAGACGGCAUCGAGAGCUGUUUCUCUCUUCCUGGACGGCGACGUUUCUUUUUUGCCAAGCAACUCUUUCCCCUCACAGAUCCGUCUGCUCAAGGGAGACUCGUGGAGCCUGACGCAGCUGGUCUGUCUGCUCAUGGCCUGUGUGUGCUCUCUACCUCGCACUGUGGCGGUGCCUCAGCUGGAGCGCCUGCUGUCAGAGUUGGAGGAGAUGAGCUGCACAUGCAGCCACUUGUUCUCAUACACAUCUGCUGCCAAGUGUUUCGCUGGCCUCGUCAAUAAAAUCCCACAAGGUGAGCUGCUGGACACCCUGCUGGAGAGAACUAUGGCACGAGUUUCUACAGAGUUAGACUCUUCGUCUUUGUGUGGACAGACCCAAGCAUUCACACUCCUGAUCUGGGUUGCCAAAGCUCUACUGGUUCGUUACCACCCACUGUCAAAUGCACUGACAGACAAGCUCUUCUCUGCGCUUGACGAUGAACACCUUGGUCCCCUGGUGGCAGACGGCUUCUCCAUGCUCAUGAGCGACUCGUACGAUGUGCUGAACCGCAACUGUCAUGCCGAUGUACGGAUCAUGUACCGUCAGCGCUUCUUCAGCGAGAACUCGGCCAAGUUGGUCAAAGGCUUCAACGCUGCUCCGCAAGAGAAGAAACCCAACUAUCUGAAGGCUCUGUCCAACAUCGUAAACAAACUGCCCAAACAAGUCCAAGUUACUGAACUACCAGCGCUCCUAUCUCUGCUCCUGGAAGCGCUGUCGUGUCCUGACCAGAGCGUCCAACUGUCCACUCUGUCCUGUCUGGAGCCGGUCCUGGCUGAUCCGCCGCCAGCACUAAUCCAGCAGCUGGAGGCUUUGGUGACCCGCCUCACAGCCCUCACAGGCAGCCCUUCCAUGAACGUGAAGAUCGCUUCGCUACGAUGCAUCAACACUCUGUCACACUUUCCUGUCCAUGAGGUCUUGCCAUUCCGGGCCCGAAUAAUCCGAGCAUUAGCCAAACCUCUAGAUGACAAGAAGCGACUUGUAAGGAGGGAAGCAGUUCUUGCACGAGGAGAAUGGUUUCUCCUGGGGAGUCCUGGUGGAAGGUGAUUGUCAACCUUUUCUGGCCGCACCCAGAUGUAAGGGAGCAACUGAUGCCCAAGUUACAGCACCUCUCAUCACUCCCCUUUCACAUUCACGCACAAGUCCUGCAUCACACCCCCAGCAGAUGAAACCUGUUGAGUUCUGUCUUUUGUUUCUGCUCACUUAUAUUUAUGACAGGCACGUUAGAACAAACGUGCAAGUUAUGCAACAUGCCUCAUUUUAGUGCUCCGUGAUGAGUGUCGGAGAAAUGCCUGAAGUGCUUGCUGGUAGAGAUUUUGGUUCAUGAUUUCAUCGUGCCAAACUUAAAACAUAGAGCCUCAUUGUUUCAGUGGGACAAUUACUGUCAGUGUUGUAACCAGAACAAAAGCUGGUUUAAACUUCAUGCAGACCACAGCUGACAGAUUUUUGAAUGACAUUUGAGUGUCCCUCUUGCUGUCAACAGUCACUGAAACAUCAUACUGAACACCAAAUCUAUUGAUGUGAUUAAUUUGUUCAAGCUUCCCAUCUGGAUGUACAUGUCUUUGUUUUUAAAUUUUUGCUACAUUUAAUAGCAAGGCUCAUGUCAACGAUUGUAUGUGUCUUACGUAAAAAGGGGUCAUAUGACUGCCGUGUGUCAUCGUUUUCAUCUGGACACGCAGAGGACAAACUAAAGCAUUAAUAAAAACGUCACUUUUUAAUGAAACUGAAUUUCCCGUUCCUUAAAAAUUCACAGACACAUGAGAGUAAGUCAUAGAAAAUCCACUGUUCAUAUCAAAGCAUACUCAACAGGACACACCAAGACCCACAGUCGUGAAAAGGAUAUGGAUGAAUGUAGAAAAAAUAUAAAGAAGGCUUUUUCACAAGUUGAGCAAAAGAAAAUAGUACAGAACAUAAUUCACAGUGUGUUUCAGCCCUGGCUAAUAUUGAAGUCAGUGUUUCCUUUGGUUCUUCAACUACAGUUGAGUUCAGACUUGUGCGGUGUAGAAAUGUGUCUUUUUUGUGUUUUUUUUGUCAAAGGACCUGUAAACCCAAGAUCAGUCUUCCUCUAUUGGCUCAAUGUUGCAUGUCCGCAGCAAACCAUGAGUGCAUCACAAAAAUGACUGUUUACGUGCAUCUGUGGGGAGAAAAUGAAGUCAACUAUGAUGAAAUGCAGUGCAUUG